AUGGCUGAAUCACCGCACGGAGAAGAGAAGCUGCGCAGUCGCGUCGUCGAUUCCAUCAGCAGGAGGGCCGAGAAUGCUCUCAAGGAAGACUACGGGAAGGCGAGGGUCAUGGCCUCGGAUGCCGUCCAGAGCCAGGCAUACCUCUAUCCCAUCAAGGGCAUCUUCUACUUUCUCGCUCACCGGAGCUUAUGGCAGCCGCUGAUUGACCGAAUCAUCCCUUAUGGCACACUCACGGUCUCUGUCAUUGCUGCCAUGUUUACCUUUACGUAUCUACCACAGCUUGCAGUUCUUUUGCUCUUCAAUGGCCCAUUGGCUGUAUAUUCUACAGUUCUGCUCACGCUCAACGAGAGCUCCAUCCUUAUCCACAUGAUUUCCCGCACUUGGAUACUCCAGGAAGCACUCAUGGACACCUUUGACGGAACACUGGUGUCGAGAAACGCAACGGCCCUUGUCCAACAAGGCCGAGAGGUGAAACCGGGCAGUGAUCCCAUGAAGAAGCUGGGCAAGGUAUUCAAGAAGCGGUUCGACAAAAUGAGCCUCACUGCAAUGAUACGAUAUGUCAUGUACCUGCCUCUUAACUUUAUCCCCGUCGUAAAAACAGAGGCAAGGUCGUACACAGUCGAGUAUGUUGUUACCACCCUGAAUGCUACCAUCGAGGUCUGUGCUAACGGUGUAAAGUACUUUACACUCAAGAAUUGGUCCGAGUCACAGAGGACACAGUGGCUCAAGGGCCACACUGGAGCUUACGCAUCCUUUGGUGUCGUCGCAACUCUUUUGGAGAUGAUCCCAGUGAUGUCCAUCUUCUUCUCCUACACAAACACCGUUGGUGCUGCUCUUUGGGCUGCUGAUAUCGAACAGCAAAAUAACGCCAUGGUCAAAGAGACUGCCCCAAAUCUCAGGCAGGCAGCCGAGAACGCGAAAGAACUUUAG
Trichoderma aggressivum f. europaeum is the source of this 930-nucleotide messenger RNA. RefSeq lists its product as uncharacterized. Lineage: Eukaryota; Fungi; Ascomycota; Sordariomycetes; Hypocreales; Hypocreaceae. Gene Ontology annotation, cellular component: ascospore wall; lipid droplet; prospore membrane. The transcript is spliced from 6 exons. The record is from RefSeq and is a predicted model, not a curated record. The coding region runs from base 1 to 930 and encodes 309 amino acids.